Telopea speciosissima is the source of this 2800-nucleotide messenger RNA. RefSeq names its product pentatricopeptide repeat-containing protein At4g14170-like. The coding region runs from base 67 to 2535 and encodes 822 amino acids. NCBI's taxonomy places the organism in Eukaryota, Viridiplantae, Streptophyta, Magnoliopsida, Proteales, Proteaceae. The record is from RefSeq and is a predicted model, not a curated record. Gene Ontology annotation, molecular function: RNA binding; protein binding. The transcript has a single exon. Gene Ontology annotation, biological process: RNA modification.
AUGAAAGUGUAAAGCGCUGCACCAAUUAUCUAACCAGAAAAAUCUUCUCACCACACCUCAAGUUCUAUGUUUUGUGCUAAAUUUCUUCGUUCAACCAUCAAAUUUUCACUCAAUCAAGCUCCCAUCACUACUCGAGCUAUUUCUCUCUCUGUAACCACCACUACUUCCACUCUUGUGCCCUCAUGGACCCAUUUCUCUUCUGAUACCCACUCCAUCAUCUUGCACUUAUGUUCCUCUGCCCAAUCAAUCUGUGAAGUCAAGCAAGCACACGCUUUAGCCAUUCUCCAUGGCAAACUUGACCAUAGCGUUCGCAUUUGUUGCGCUCUGAUGCUAUCCUAUUCCACCUUCCAAGACUCUUUGACCUCUCGUCUCCUCUUCGAACAGAGCUCUCUAAAGGGCGGUGCCUUCUUGUGGAAUACCCUCAUAAGGGCAUACACCAUUGAUGGCUUUCAAUUUGAUGCAUUUGAGGUUUAUAACCGGAUGGUCUGCAAUGGCAUUCGAGGUGAUGAUCAUACGUUCCCAUUUAUUCUCAAGGUUUGUGCAGAUGUCUCUGCAAAUAAGAAGGGUAGGGAGAUACAUGGUUUGGUCUUUAAGUUGGGCUUUGAUAGUGAUGUCUUUGUUGGGAAUACACUGUUGGCAUUUUAUGCGAAUUUGAUGAACAUAUUGGAUGCACAGAGGGUGUUUAAUGAAAUGCCUGAACGAGAUAUUGUGUCAUGGAAUUCUAUUAUUACGGCUUUUUCAGUGAAUGGGUGUUAUUUAGAGGCGCUUUGUUGCUUUUUUGAAAUGAAAUUAAUGGCCGGGUUGCAACCGAAUUCAGUUAGUGUUGUUAGUGUGCUGCCUGUGUGUGCUGGGCUUGAAGAUGAGGUGACGGCAGGUGUGAUCCAUGGGUAUGUAGUGAAGGCUGGUUUGGAUUCUCAGGUGAUUAUUUGUAAUGCAUUGGUUGAUACAUAUGGGAAAUGUGGGAAUUCAAAAGCUUCAAGGCAAAUUUUUAAUGAAAUGCUUGAUAAGAAUGCAGUUUCUUGGAAUGCGAUGAUUGCUUGUCUUGCUCAUAAAGGGCUUGAUAGGGAUGCCUUGGAUAUGUUUAGGUCCAUGGUAGCUGCAGAAGUGAAACCUGACUGUAUCACCUUUUCAAGUCUGCUACCUACAUUGGUUGAAUUGGAAUUCUUUGAUCUGGGGAAGGAACUUCAUGGGUAUAGUAUAAGGAAGGGUAAGGAAUCUGAUAUUUUUGUUGCAAAUUCACUGAUUGAUAUGUAUGCCAAAUCAGGUUGUUCAAGCGAAGCAUCAAAUGUGUUUUAUAAGAUGGACGCAAGGAAUGUUGUCACAUGGAAUGCAAUGGUUGCUAAUUUUGCUCAAAACAGGCUUGAGUUAGAUGCUCUGGGACUUGUAAGACAGAUGCAGGUCCAUGGUGAAUGCCCAAAUUCUGUUACAUUCACAAAUGUUCUCCCUGCAUGUGCAAGAAUUAGUUUGCUUCAUCAUGGAAAGGAAAUCCAUGCCAAGUCAAUUCGCAUGGGGUUUGCUUUUGACUUAUUUGUCUCGAAUGCUCUCACUGAUAUGUAUGCCAAAUGUGGGUGCUUAACCUUGGCAAGAAAAGUCUUUGACAUGUCCUUAAGAGAUGAAGUAUCUUACAAUAUACUAAUAGUAGGUUACUCUGUGAGUUCAGAUUGCUUAGAAUCUCUGCAUCUGUUCUUGGAAAUGAGGGUUACUGGUCUGAAGCAUGACACGGUUUCCUUUGUGGGUGUUCUCUCUGCUUGUGCAAAUUUAACUGUAAUAAAAAAAGGAAAGGAGAUCCAUGGCAUGUGUGUGAGAAAGCAAUUGCACUCCCAUCUUUUUGUUGCCAAUUCAAUUUUGGAUUUGUACAUGAAAUGUGGAAGGAUAGACCUCGCAAGAUUGGUCUUCGAUGGUAUGUUGUGCAAGGAUGUAGCCUCAUGGAAUACUAUCAUUUUAGGUUACGGAAUGCAAGGAAAAAUGGAUCUUGCAAUUGAUCUUUUUGAUGCGAUGAGAGAUAAUGGUAUAGAGUAUGAUUCCAUUUCUUACAUCGCAGUUCUAACUGCAUGUAGCCAUGGUGGGCUGGUAGAGCAAGGGAGGAAGUACUUUGACCAGAUGUACUCUCAAGGUAUAAAGCCGACACAGAUGCAUUACGCUUGUAUGGUUGAUCUUCUUGGGCGAGCUGGGCAUUUGGAAGAGGCUUCGGAGCUUAUCAGAAGCCUGCCAGUCACACCAGAUGCCAACGUAUGGGGUGCAAUGCUUGGGGCAUGCCGAGUCUCUGGCAAUAUAGAGUUGGCUAGGUGGGCAGCUGAGCAUUUGUUUGAACUGAAACCAGAGCAUUGUGGCUACUAUAUACUCCUUUCAAAUAUGUAUGCUGAAGCUGGGAACUGGGAUGAGGCAAAUAAGGUCAGGGAAUUGAUGAGGUCUAGGGGAGUGAAGAAAAACCCUGGGUGCAGUUGGGUAGAGACCCGUGACCACAUGCAUGCUUUCAUGGUCGGAGAAAGGUUAGAGGCACCAGAAUCAUGGUUGUGGGAUGCUGAAUCUGGGUAAAAUUUAUGAUUAUCUGUCUCUCAAUGGUUGGAAGCCACUUGAGGAAAUUGAUGCUUGGUAUGGUGCGAAAAGCUUCGGCUGCCAGCGUUAAGAUGAGGGUUUGAGUCUUUAGAACAGCUACUUGUGCAAAAAAUGUCAACCUCUGAUCUGAUAGGGGCUGUUGCUUGGUCUGAUCGUGAAAAGCUAGAGCUGCCAGCAUGAAGGCAAAGGUUCGAGUAAUAAGAGUUGUUUCUUUGUGCAAAAACACCUAAGGUUGGUACUGUUU